Ylistrum balloti is the source of this 3297-nucleotide messenger RNA. Its product is annotated as sec1 family domain-containing protein 2-like. The record is from RefSeq and is a predicted model, not a curated record. Bases 88 to 2103 code for a protein of 671 amino acids. Gene Ontology annotation, biological process: intracellular protein transport; vesicle-mediated transport. NCBI's taxonomy places the organism in Eukaryota, Metazoa, Mollusca, Bivalvia, Pectinida, Pectinidae. The transcript has 16 exons.
CAGACAGAUGUAUUCGACAUUACUAGGAGAUAUGUUGCUCAGCUGAUGUAUUUGAUGUGAAGAUAAUAGGUUAUUGUCGCACCUUUCAUGAUGAGGUCUUUACACCAGUGUUCCCUUUCCUUAUGGCAGAAGAUAUGUCAGAAGGUGAAUAGGGCAGUAGUUUUUACAGAUGAUGUGGUCGCUGAAAACCUACAUUGGAAUGGAGGUCUUACACUUAUGUUGGAAGCUGGUGCCAUCAAUGUCAAGGAAUUUUCAUCAUUUGAGAGUGUUGAUCACACAUGCAAGAAGGCAGUAUUCAUUGUGAGCUCAAUGCUACAGGAAGUCACAAGCCGAGUGAUUCAGAAUAUUAUUGAGGCCAGUAAGCUCCAGUAUGUUGUUGUCAUUACUACAGUUAGCCCAUGUGUCCACAUGUUCAGCCGAACAGGAUCUUGUGAUGGAGACGAAAAUGUGAUCUUUGAACGAUUUGAAGAAAGCAUCCUAGAGUGGAUGGGAAAUAUGAAUUACACUGCCGAAGUCAGCCAUGUGCCCCUGUUUGCUACAUGCCUGACACCAAGCCUAUUUGUGACUCCCUCCUUUAGUAGGCUGUUCCCUCUAAUGUCUUCUGAUCUUCCUCGACUCUCAAUGCAGUACAAGUCUGUACGGGGAGAUAAUAAGUCAUUUUCCAGUUUAAAAGAUGUUGAAGCUGCUCACCUGCCUAAAACCUUACAAAUAUUGUAUAAGAUGCUGGUUGGAAGUAUAGACAGCAUGCUUGGAGAGCUGAAUGUCCAGGAAGACUGCUUUUUUGUUGGUCAGACCAGCAAGAUCUUGGCUACAGAGCUAGCUAGCUAUCCGCCGGCAAAACUCAGGCGUAAGUCUGCACAAACCAAGGUUUCCUUGUUGUUGGUUGACCGCCAUCUGGACUUAAUGACACCAUGUCAACACCAACCUGAAGUGUUGAUGGACAAAAUGACCAGCAUGUUACCACGACUACCUGGUCACCAUAACGAUGUGUAUGUGGACAUGACACCCUUGUGUAGGGUCAUCAGUGAAUCCAAGGAAGUUAUAGCUCCUGGGAGUUUGGCAGGCUGUAAAGGGCAGACAACUCAGUCACAUCUUUUGCCGCUUUUGAACUCUAAAGUAAAGGAAGGACUAAUGGAGGUCAAUAGGUCAUUGGUAGAAGCAGCCUCUACAGAAAAGCUACCUCUCAAGUUAUCUGGUAAACCGGGUCGAGUCACAGCAGAGCAACUAGAUAAUACCCUCAAACUUUUUAAAGGAAAUUAUAAAGCAAUCUCAAAUCACAUAGAAACUGUUCAGGUUGCCAUGGCAACUUGUCAGUGUCUGAAGAGUUCCAAAGGUAAAGAAUUUGAUCUGCUGGGGUCAAUGGAGAAGUUGAUGAUACAGAGUGUUGGGAGUGAGGAAGGUCAGGGACCAUUGCCUGUCCUGCUGAGUCAUCUAGAGAAAACACAGGACAAAUCACUACAGGAAAUGAGCCAAUCCUUGGAUAGCAUGUUAACUCAAAUUGUUUAUGUCUACUCCUUAUUAGGAGAAAAUGCAAGCUACAGUGAUGAAGAAGUAGCUAUCAAGAAAUUGUUGGUGAAGAGAAUAGUGAGUGGAAAAGAUGAUCUACCCAAAUUGACAAAGAUGCUGGUGGGAGACUUGGUGACAGAGGAGAUAGUGUCUGCCAUACUAGAUGACAUGUUUGAUAAACUAAAGGCUGUGAGCACAGCCAGACAACAUUUAAAACAUAUGAGUUGUGUUGUUGAACCUAGUACAACUCUAAGUCCAGCUAAAGGCAAGCCAUUGCUAAAACAGCUCAUGGAUUUAACAUUUGACAGUACAAAAGGAGACGUUCAAGAUAUUGAAUACAUAUCUAGUGGAUUCACAGAUCUUUUAAAAUCAGGUUUUGGACUAUUUCGAACUGUGGCAAAACCAAAGCCUAGUGAUAACAAGAUGCUGAUCGUGUUUGUCCUUGGCGGCAUCACAGCAACAGAAGCAAAGAUGAUCAGAGAGACAGUCGCCUCUCAUCACAGUGAUACACAGGUGAUUGUAGGAAGCACACAGCUCUCGCAGCCUGAAGACGUUGUGGAGACACUUUUAUGUCAGGACAACUUGAACCCUGACUGAUGAAGAUUCUAGUUUUUUAGGAUGUUUCCACCAAUAAAGUGCAAUACGGGAAGAUGAUUCAUAACUUGCUUUCAUUAAUUGUGAAAGGCCUGUACUAUCACACAUCCAUGAUAUUACAGGGAUGUUUGUUAAUCCUGUGCAGGGCUCAAGAGGAAGUGUUGAUGUUAGGGACAAAUAAUGUUGUACGCCCUUCAGAAUCGAAGGCUUUUUGCUCGAGUCUCCAUUUUAUGGGACUUAUGUUAAACAAAAGUCGUUUUAUAGCUUCCAUGGCAACACAUCCUUCUCUUUAUGUUUGGCAUUUCCCGUGGACACAUGACAAUCAUUGGCCUUAUAUGUUCUUAGGGAAAUUUUAGACAGUCACAUCAUGUUGCUAUAUGCAGAACUUUUUAAUGAAAUUGUUUACAACAAAAUAAAGUUUUAGGUAUUUUUUUCAGGUAAUAAUAUACCAGUUUUCCUAUAAACCAGAGAUACAUUUGUUUUUGACAUUUAUUUAAUAACUGAUGAGACAAACUUUUCUAAUAUGUAGGCUGUAUAGAAAGUUUUCACAACUUUUUACCAACAGAUAUACAUAUAUAUACAAGAGUAAAGCAAGUUGAAAUGAUUCAUAGUUAUACAUUUAAGAAAAUAAAUAUUAGAAAUAAUUUCUUUUGUCAUCUUGUAUAAAUUUUCACUAUAAAGACUGCCUGCAUAGACAGCUUGUGUGAUUUUCCUAUGCAGCAAAUUCAAUGAAUGAGAGGAAAAUUGAAAGGGCCAUUGCUAUUGCUUGUUACAGGACGGAUUAAUCAACUCUCCCACCCAAAAUGGGUAGAUCGUUUAAGAUGAUUGAAAUUCAUAUAUACUGUACAUCUGUACAUACCAUGAAUAAGUAUAUUGAUACGAACUAGACUUUAUAACAUCACCAAGUAGUAUCAGCUUUAUACAUUAUCUUUGUACAUCAGUCCUUUCUUCAAAAGUUUGACAAUGAACUCUUUUCAUUACGUUGUUGGGCUUUUUUUCUCACAUUUCUCUGAUUCUUCUCCAAGGAGCCAGUAGGUGACCAUUGAACCUUUGCCCUGAAAAACAUGUAGGUAAGAUCACUAAAGAUGACAUGUUCUAUAUCGAGAUCAAGUAAUUAUUAGGGUACUAUUUUUGAUAAAACAUAUUACGGAAUGUAAAAUAUGGUUGUUUGACUAUGAAUGAAACAGUUUAACAACU